CAUCAAAUAAAGCCUCUGGCUGCAGGACUGUUAAGGCAGUCUGCGUGUGGUUUCUGCCACUUAAGGACAAGGAAAGCGAACAGUACCGAGUCCGAUCAUGGGUGUCAGGUCUGCACUGUGGAUCCUUCUCUCCAUCGCCAUCCAGGGGGUGGCUCUGCAGGAGUCCGACUAUGACUACGAAACAGAUGACUACAGCCCAGGACCUGUGAACUGCUCGACCACAGAGAGCAUCAAAGGCGGCCGUGUCACCUACUCACAGGGAGGCAUGGAGGGCAGCGUGAUGACCUAUCACUGUGAUCCAGGGAAAUUCCCAUUCCCGGUCAGCUCCAGAAUCUGUGGUGCUGAUGGGGACUGGUCACUAAUGAGACUACCCAGUGGCAGGCUUGUGUCCAGGCCCAGUUGCAAAGACAUGCUGUGCCCGGGUCAGCUGCAGCUGGACAAUGGGGACUUUUGGCCCAGGGACCAGUGGUUCCGAGUCGGCACGACGCAGAGCUUCUCCUGCCGGGACGGGUUCUCCUUUUACGGAUCAGCACAACGAAACUGCACGGAUUCUGGGGAGUGGACAGGAGCUACUCCAAUCUGUGACGAUCACGCCAAUGAUUGCAACGACCCCGGGGUCCCCCCUGGGGCCGAGAGGUCAGGAGACCGAUUCCAUACAGGAGCGAAAGUGGGUUACCGGUGUCAGGCUGGUAUGCAUCUGCUUGGCUCGGCUGAACGGGUUUGCCUGGAGCAGAGGGAGUGGAGUGGAUCGGCACCAAGGUGCCAAGCUCCUCACGCCUUUGACACGCCCAGCACCGUGGCAGCAGCGAUGGCAGAAUCCCUCGCUGGAGUCAUGGACGUUCUUUCUCCAGAUUCCAAAAAGAAAAAUGUUAGUCGAUCGUUUGGCCGAAGCUUUCUUGUGGCUGAAGUCAGCCGCAUGAACGUCUACAUCUUGCUGGACACAUCAGGAAGCAUCAGGAAGGAGGCCUUUGAGUUGGCCAGGAAUGCAACCAUUGCUCUGAUCACCAAGCUGGACAGCUACGAAGUCCAGCUGAACUACCACGUGUUGUCGUUUGCCAGCGAAGCCAAAGUCAUUGUCGACAUCAAAGAUACGGAAACAAGUGGCGAUCCCGAUGAGGUCAUAUGGGCUCUGAGGGAGUUUGACUACAGCAGCCACGGGCGUAAGACAGGCACCAACCUUUACUCUGCUCUGGCAAGUGUCCUGAACCAGAUCAGCUUCCUAAAUGAGAACCGACACAGGAACCAUUUUAACGAGACCCAGAACAUCAUCAUCAUGCAAACAGAUGGUUACUCCAACAAAGGGGAAAAGCCUGAGGCCGCUCUGGUCAGGAUCAGGAACUUACUGGGCUACAACACCACACUCCCCGAUCACACGCAUGAGAAAAUGCUGGACGUCUAUGUAUUUGGAGUUGGAGACCAAGUGAACAAAAACGAGUUGAACGCUCUGGCCUCAAAGAAAAGUGGUGAGAAUCAUUUCUUCGUUCUGAAAGACUAUCAGACUCUGGGGAAAGUGUUCAACAGCAUCAUCAGUGACAGCAGUGUGACGAUGUGUGGGAUAGCGCAGGAAGAGAUCACCAAAGAGCAGAAGGAAUAUGCCAGAGCCUACACCAUGCCUUGGCAUGUGACUCUGAUGCCAAUCAAUAAAAAGGCCAAAACAUUCCAUUGUUCGGGGUCCAUUCUAAGCCAGAACUGGGUGCUGACAGCGGCUCACUGCUUUGCCAGAGCGAGCACAGAUGGCGUCUCAGUGACGUUCAACAUAAAGUACGGGGAGGAGGAGGUGGGAAUCAAAGAGGUGAUCAUGCACCCCAAGUACAACACCCGGGCGCUGAGAGACAGGAACGUGUCUGAGUUUUAUGACUAUGAUGUGGCUCUGGUGGAGACCUCCCGCCAGAUCCCGCUGUCCUGGACGGCCAGACCUAUCUGCUUGCCAUGUACCGUGCCGGCCUCUCGAGCCCUGAAGAAAAUCAACUCCACCUGCGAGCAGCACAGAGACGAACUCCUUGCCCACUCGGUGACUCCCGCCUCCUUCAUCCACAAGGCAAAAGAGCGUAAACCCACUCAUAUCCAUCUGAAGACUCAGAGGCCUGCCUGUGUGGAAAAGGCCAGGCUAACGCUAACUGAGCCCACAAAUAUAACUUUGAAAGAAUACGUCCCUGACAGCUUCCUCUGCACUGGGGGCACUGACGGAUAUCAGGAUGCCAUCGGCUGCAAAGGUGACUCAGGCGGAUCCCUGGUUCUGCAGAAAAGGAAGCGCUUCUUUCAGGUGGGAGUGCUGAGCUGGGGCACCAUAAACGUGUGUGAGCCGCCCGUAAGCCACAGACACAGCAGCAGCAGGCCUCCCCCUGAGGCUCGAGACUUUCACAUCGACGUCUUCAAGAUAAUGCCGUGGCUGAAGCAGCACCUGGGCAACGUGAUCCAGUUUGUCCCUUAGAGCCGGGGAGCGGACGCAGGACCAGUGGGCGUAUACGCGGGCACAGCCCGAGACGUUCCGCUGAAUGGAUGAUGAAGUGUGGUCUGCAACACCAUCAAUGGAACAAAUCCACUUCAAUGGAAACACAAAUUUCCUUCAACAGUUUAAAAAAAAUAAAAGUGUAAACUUUAAA
Messenger RNA from Fundulus heteroclitus (mummichog), 2603 nucleotides. RefSeq names its product complement C2. The coding region runs from base 98 to 2431 and encodes 777 amino acids. The transcript has 19 exons. The record is from RefSeq and is a predicted model, not a curated record. Gene Ontology annotation, cellular component: extracellular region. Gene Ontology annotation, biological process: proteolysis; complement activation. Gene Ontology annotation, molecular function: serine-type endopeptidase activity. NCBI's taxonomy places the organism in Eukaryota, Metazoa, Chordata, Actinopteri, Cyprinodontiformes, Fundulidae.